AUGAGAAAAUACUUGAUUUAUAUCUAUCUAUCUAUCUAUCUAUCUAUCUAUCUAUCUAUCACCACUUCAUAUCUAUUUUAUAUAUAUUUAUCCCUGUUUAUAUCUAUCUAUCUAUCUAUCUAUCUAUCUAUCUAUAACUGUUUAUUUCGAUUAAUCUCUGUUCAUAUCUAUCUAUCUGUCUGUCUGUCUGUAUGUUCCUAUCUAUCUAUCUAUCACCACUUCAUAUCGAUAUAUCUAUCUCUCUACAUAUCUAUCUAUGGCUAUUUAUAUCAUUUACUCUGUUCAUAUCAAUCUACUAAUCUAUCUACAUUUAUUUCUGUUUAUAUCAAUCUAUGUAUCUCUCUAUCUAUCUAUCUAUAUAUCUAUCUGUCUGGUUGUCUGUCUAUCUAUCUCUAUAAUAAUUUAUAUCUAUCUCUGAUUAUAUAUAUCUAUCAACUAUAUCUAUCUAUCUAUACGGAUCAAUCUAUUUUUCACCACUUCAAAUCUAUCUAUCUAUCUAUCUAUCUAUCUAUCUAUCUAUCUAUCUAUCUAUCUAUUCUGUUCAUAUCUAUCUAUCUAUUUAUCUUUCUAUCUAUCUAUCUCAGCCAAUUCAUAUCUAUCUAUGUAUCUAUCUAUCUAUCUAUCUAUCUAUCUCUAUUCAUUAUCUAUUUACCUAUUUCCACACGUUCUUAG
This is a messenger RNA of Acanthosepion pharaonis, 672 nucleotides long. The record is from the annotation of a GenBank genome assembly. Lineage: Eukaryota; Metazoa; Mollusca; Cephalopoda; Sepiida; Sepiidae.